This is a messenger RNA of Polychytrium aggregatum, 621 nucleotides long. RefSeq names its product structural basis of auto-inhibitory mechanism of histone methyltransferase. Lineage: Eukaryota; Fungi; Chytridiomycota; Chytridiomycetes; Polychytriales. Gene Ontology annotation, molecular function: protein binding; histone H3K36 methyltransferase activity. The record is from RefSeq and is a predicted model, not a curated record. The annotation marks the transcript as partial. The transcript is spliced from 4 exons. Gene Ontology annotation, cellular component: nucleus; chromatin. Gene Ontology annotation, biological process: regulation of DNA-templated transcription.
GACAUUUUUGUUGACCGGCCGCCGCGAAAGGCGAAAGAGGCCCCCGUCUGUGUCUGUAUGCCUCCUGCAGACGGCGGGCUGGGUUGUCUUGAGGACUGUCUGAACAGAUGUAUGUUUAUCGAGUGCGAUGUCAAGACCUGUCCGUGUGGAUCGCAGUGCUCGAACCAGGCUUUUCAGCGAAGAGACGAGGUCAAGGAGCUGGAAGUUCACUGGACGCAGGCCCGUGGAUACGGCCUCAGGACCAACGUCGACAUUCCCAAGGGCACACUGGUACACGAAUACCGCGGCGAGGUUAUCUCACAGCAGACAUGUCUCGAUCGCAUGAGCACCAUCUACAAAGACCAGACAUGCUGCUAUUUUUUGAAUUACGCCAACGGCGAGGUCAUCGAUGCGUGCCAGAAGGGUACCGUGGCCCGGUUCGUCAACCACAGCUGCGACCCCAACUGUCACAUCGAGAAAUGGUUCAUCAACGGCGAGUUUGGAGUCGGUCUGUUCUCCUCAGUGGACAUCCCAAAGGGCACCGAGUUGACGUACGACUAUCGCUUUGACGCCUUCGGGCCCAUGCAAAAGUGCUUCUGCGGAGCGACAAAGUGUCGAGGUAAGAAUAUGGGACUGCAGUAG